Molecule: messenger RNA, 1080 nt
Organism: Verruconis gallopava
Lineage: Eukaryota; Fungi; Ascomycota; Dothideomycetes; Venturiales; Sympoventuriaceae
Exons: 2
Coding region: 1-1080 (359 amino acids)
Molecular function (GO): oxidoreductase activity, acting on NAD(P)H
Source: RefSeq, a predicted model, not a curated record
AUGGCAAAAACACACAAGGCAGUCGUCACCGUCGGCCCGCGCAAACCUCUACGCGUCAUUGAAGUUGAAACACCUCUGCCCAAAGGCAACGAGCUACUCGUUCGUGUCGACUGGACAGCAUCCACACCUCUGGACUUGCAUCAGGCCGAUGGCGGUUUGCUGGUGAAACCACCUCAAAUCCUUGGUGACGGGUGUGCAGGACCAGUGGUAGCCGUCGGGCCCGCAGUGAACAAAUUCGCGAUUGGCGACAGAGUAUUCGGCUUUACGUGGCGUUCAUCUGCAGAGAAGGCGCACCAGGAAUUUGUGCUCGCACCCGAGAACCUGUUCGGCAGGAUUCCAGACGGCUUCGAAGAGCAGGAUGUUGUGACCGUUCCAAACAACUUCGUCACCGCUUUCCAGUGCUCCGUCAACGAUCUAGGCUUGGAACUGCCUUGGCCGAAGCCCGAAGGGUUCACGCCCAGGGCGGCCGAUAAGUCCAUCCUGAUCUGGGGUGGAAGCUCCAGCGUGGGCCAGUACGCCAUCCAACUUCUGAGCUACUACGGUUACCGAAAGAUUAUAGCUACGGCUAGCGCAAAACAUCACAAGUUCCUCAGGAGCUUGGGUGCUGUAGACCUUGUUGACUACAGAGACGAAAAUGUGGUUGACCGCGUCCGCGACCUUGCCGGUGGACAGGUGGCCUUCGUGAUGGACUGCAUCGGCAGCUUGGAGGGUAGCGUGCGGCCGAUAUCUAAAAUAGCAGAAAGUGGAACCAUUGUCGCGAUCAUGUUGCCAGUUAUUCUCAAGGAUGCCACAGAAACGCAAGCCCCGGAGUAUGAAAUGGAUGUGUCCAAGGUUCUAGAUUGGGGUGCUGGCGUUGACGCAAAGGGAGUAAGGACGCAUUUCUACUUACAGAACCAAUUCCUGGCAGAGCAUCUGCAAACGGACAUAAUGCCUGCUAUGUUAGCGAACGGUGCAAUCAAGCCUAACCGGACGCUCAUCGUCGAGGGUUCUACGCUACUUGAGAGGGCCGAGAAUGCUCUGGACUUAUUGAGGCGAAAAGUUCCGAGUGCAGAAAGACUUGUAUGGAGAGUGUCGGAAUGA